Messenger RNA from Cygnus olor (mute swan), 2249 nucleotides. It is a transcript of the gene FAM237B, whose product is annotated as family with sequence similarity 237 member B. The coding region runs from base 568 to 975 and encodes 135 amino acids. Lineage: Eukaryota; Metazoa; Chordata; Aves; Anseriformes; Anatidae. The record is from RefSeq and is a predicted model, not a curated record. The transcript is spliced from 3 exons.
CCGACAUCCUGGCUAGCACACGUGGGACACAAACUGCAGCGUGUGGUGCUGGUGCUGGCUCUGGUGGCCCGGAGGGGCUGCUGCCAAGUGAAAUAAAACAGCUUCAGAAACCCCUCCGGGGAUGCUGGCAACCAAGGUAAGGGUCUCUGAUGGGUGGACAGGAUUGCAGACGGGGUUGAUAUAAUGAAGAGAGCAUUCAUAUUACUGGUCUGGUGAAAGAUGUGCUGUCUGUCGUGUCUGUGUCCCCAGCAGCCCCGUGCCCUGGCCACGCUCCCUCACACGCACGCGUGCCCUCUCUCCAGGUGAGACCUCCGAGCCGGGGGCUUGGCUGGCACUCGGUGACUGCUGCAGAAAGAGGUGGGGCUGUCACAGCCCGAGCUGCUGCUGCCUUCCCGCUGACCUGAGUUCACGCUGCUGCUGCUGCUCUGUCAGCAUCGCCGUCGUCCCCGCCGUCAGUGCUUGCAGCCCAUUCGGGAAGUGCUUGCCUUUUCUCCAAGUGGCUGAUCACCGUUGUUUCAGGGCUAGCGUUCCUCUUCUCACCACAAAAGCACUGUAUCUUCUUGGAGUAUGGAAUUUGUAUGGAAAAGAAGGUGGUAUCUUCAGCUCGGCUGCGUGUUGAUAUUGAAACUGGUUUGUGCCAAUCUGGACUUUCAGAAAGAAACUCCAUCAAGCCUGGGUCAGAUUGACCACCAGUGCUGGGAGGUGUCAUCCCAUGGGCUGGUGGAAAUGAAGAAACUCAAGGUAGCAGACACAGUCAUUGCUCUCUGGGACUUCAUGAUGUUCCUGAAGGAAUCCCCCAAGCCCAAGCACAAUGAACUUUUCAAUGAUUUAGCCCAGAACUUCUGGGAUAUGUAUGUAGACUGUGUGCUCUCAAGAUCCCAUGGAAUGGGCAGAAGACAGCUAAUAUCUCCCAAAUAUUCUUCUACAUACUCACAUAGAACUUUAGAAGGGUCUGCUUUCACCAACCCAUUUUAGCCCAAAAGGGGAGAAAAUGAAGAUACCUCAGCAAGGCAACAUCAGAUUGAAGGAGCACAAAAGCACAGCAUAUAUUGUAGAUGCUUAGACAAAUCCAUUGGUGUGGUUCAACUUUUUUCUUUUUCUGUGUAAAGUGUUUAAUCAUUGCUAAACUCAUAUUUGUAUCAGUUCCCACAAGUUCCCCUUUGCUUUCCUUUCUUCCAGCCUACUAAGCUGCCUUCUUCCCACCACAUGUGAAUACUUUUGUGUUUUGAGUCAACACCUUUGUUCUCUCAGGUAAGCUUGUAAGUCUGAACCAGUGUGGUAUUUUUGUAGAGGCACAUCUUUUCCAAUAAUUCCCCUUUUUAAUAGUUAAUUUUGAUGGAAACCCAAUAUAUUUUUAUACAUUAAGCGAUGGAGAAAGUGUCAAUGUGCAUAUUUUAUAAACUGUCUUGCAUAUACAGUCCUCUUUACUUUUAAGAAUUGCAAAAGAGUGUGACACCAAGCUAGAGGAAAGGUUUAUGCUUAUUGUAUGCCCUGUGCAGUAUAAACUUUGUAAUUUAUCACUGCUUAGUCUAGUCUGCGGAUAAAGUAAAAUAUUUUUGUAUGCAGCAAGGUCUGUAGAAUAGUUAUUUUCUUGCUUAUUAACAUGUUAUUUGCAAAUGCUAUUAAAUUACAUUAAGAAGAGCACUUGGCACAAGACUGCUCUUAACUUACACAUUCAUACAGGUAAGGGGAUAGAAGCCAUCCCUGUCAUGGCAGGGAACAUAACAGCUGAGAAGAGAGCCGUGAAUGAAAUAGUUUGAAAGAGUGAGAGACUGGCCUGAGUACGUCUCACAAUGUAAGAAACCAACCAUCAUGGCAAAGCUGUAACCGCCUAGUUAUUCCACUUUUCCUGAGCACAGAGUGGCCUGACAACAAAUGGGAAGACUCAGAGAUGCUGACUGUUCUCUUCUCUUUGGACAAUGCAGCUUGUUCAGUCUCUGUUGUGUUCUAGCCUUUUAGGAGUUCCCAACUAGGUUUCAGUAUUGCAGGGAACCUUACUUGCACGGUAGCAGCACAGAAACAUUCUAAGUAACAAGAAAUGCAUCACACAUUAUGCUUAGUUCAUAUAUAGUGUGUAAAACAUCCAAAAAUUCUCAUAGGUUUGUAAAUGUUCAUCUAGGCAAAUAAAAUAUUGAACUGAAUCUUGUAAAAUUUCUCUCACCCUUCCAGAAAGGGUACAAAGUAGUGAGAAAUUUCUCUUACCCAUGGAUAUCAAUGUAAGUUCUGAUGCCAAAAAUAUUUAAAGCACA